AUGGGAAAAUACUAUAUUUUUCUGCUGGCUGCUAUUCUCUGCUUAAUUGGUAGAAUAUACUCAUGUCCGGCCGAAUAUGGGGAGGAUGUAGGCGUGGAUUUUGCGGCCCCUCUGGACUGCACCAAAUGCGUUGACCCGGUUGUUGCGCCGGGAAUAACGUACAAUUUUCGAUGGAAUAGAAAAGGGUGCAAAGUGGUGACGUUUCUGGGAUGUGAAACACAUUAUUAUGAGAUCGAGGGCCUGAUUGGUGGGCUGGGUCCGCUACAUGCUUGCAGGUACAUUCCUGGAACUGGAUAUACCUGGUGGACGCCCGGACUGAACGCCACGCAAAAAGUCAGUUGCUGGAUUGGAACUUCAAGAAAC
This is a messenger RNA of Mesorhabditis spiculigera, 363 nucleotides long. Lineage: Eukaryota; Metazoa; Nematoda; Chromadorea; Rhabditida; Rhabditidae. The record is from the annotation of a GenBank genome assembly.